AGUUUCAGUUACCCACGGUCAACUGCAGUCUGAAAAUAUCAAAUGGACAAUUCCACCUCACUUCAUCACAUCACGUAGGCAUUGUGUCAUCUCACAUCACUACAAGAAGAAGGCUGCACUCAUCUCAAGCACCCAAAGGCAAACGUGAGGAGUGCUGUUAAUUGCAUCUCAUCUAAAGUGGAGUGAGGGUUUUGAGGAGCCUGCGGGAGACUCUUCAAGAUUCUGAAUGACAAGGACAGCAUCUGACACUAAGUAAACACCUAGUGAAUAUCACUGUAAAAGAGUGAAUAAAUGGUAGACAACAGAGUGGAAGCUGUGGCAGCCAAUAGGCUCUCCAAGCACAACCAGUCAUCAGGCAGAUUCUAAAAGGACAAGAUGACAUACAAGUAUAAAGAAAUGUAUAAAUGAAGUCACGGAUGGAGGCUUCAGGGUCCAAAACAUGGCUGCGAAGAGGCCUGUUAUUGUAGCUGGAGUUAUGGCACGUGACGAUGAUAAUGGGUGUGUUAUCAGAACAGUGCAGCAGUGAUUACAGGGAGUCAGAUCUCAGCCCAGUCAUAGUUCUCUCUGCCGUUUACUAGUCUUGUAAUGGGAGGCAUGUUAUUCUCUAAACCUUAAUUUUCUCAUCUUUAAAAUAGUGACCUCGGUAUUUGGGGGAGAUAGAUUAAGGCAAUGUAUAGAAAGCACUCAGCACAACAGAAUCAGCAUUAGCUAUCAUUGUUAUCAACACUUGCAAGCAGGACUAGGCCACCAUUCCUGGCCAGGUCUGCUGUAAGAUAGUUCUCCCUACCCCUGUCCCCCUCUCCCCACAUCGCCUACACCCACAGACUCCAGGCAGCUGUCUCUCGCCCAAUAUGGAUCACGCCCCCAGAGCGAACCUCCACACCUGCGGUCUCUUGCAGAGUAUAGCGCGUGUAACACCAACCCAGUCUUGCAAACUGCUACCAAGAAGACACUCAAAGGCACAGACUAAGACAAAUUCACAACUGUGUUAUUAGUUCCUUAUCCCACCCCUGGCUUUGCGCUCUGAUAUAUACAAAAGAGGCCUGCAAGUGGACAAGGGAUCCUCAGUAGCCAGGACUGAAAUGCAGCACUGCAGGGCGCCGGGGGUACCCCCAAGAGCGGCUGAGCGAAGCUGAUUGCGUACACCUGCUCUCCAGGCGCGGGUUGGGUGGGAUCCAGUGCACCCGGACCCUCCCCAGCCCUCCAGCUCCCCUUCGGACGGAACCCUUGGGCAGGGAGAGGUAUCCCGCAGGGGUGAAAGGUGAGGACUGCGAGAGGCGCUGGCCUCCGGGUACUACCGAGUACUGGGGGCAGGUUUCAGAGAAGAGCUGCUGAAGAGCGCCACACACUUCCUACAGCCGAUAACAUCAGCGUGUGUGUCAGGUGGUUCGUGCAGGCGAUUGUGAGUGCGCGCGCGCGAGCGGGUGAGAGCGAGAGGGUGCGCGCACAUAAAGUUUGUGCCUGCGGGUGUGCGGCGAGCGGGCUCGCCCGGCUCGAGAGCGGCGGGUGGGCGGUCCGAAGGUGAAGAGGCCUGGGGCGUAGGGCCUCGCAGGCGGCGGCAGCGGUGGGGAUGAGCUGCAUCCCGCCGAGCCGUCGCGUCGCGCCAGGUGAGGCGGCUCCAGGAGCACGGCGGUGGCCAUGGGCACCCUGGGGAAGGCGAGAGAGGCUCCGCGGAAACCUCAUGGCUGCAGAACUGCCCCUAAAGCAAAACUAGAAGCAAAGCCAACCGGCAGCCCCUUCCCCUCCCAUCCCAGCCUGGCCCAGAUCACCCAGUUCAGAAUGAUGGUGUCUCUGGGACAUUUAGCCAAAGGAGCCAGCCUGGACGAUCUCAUCGACAGCUGCAUUCAGUCUUUUGAUGCAGAUGGCAACCUGUGUCGAAGUAACCAACUGUUGCAAGUCAUGCUGACCAUGCACCGAAUUAUCAUUUCCUCUGCUGAACUGCUCCAAAAAGUUGUCACCUUGUAUCAGGAUGCCUUGGCAAGUAAUUCACCAGGGCUUUGCCUGAAGAUCUGCUAUUUUGUAAGGUACUGGAUUACAGAAUUCUGGAUCAUGUUCAAAAUGGAUGCCAGCUUGACAGACACUAUGGAGGAGUUUCAGGAACUGGUGAAAGCUAAUGGUGAGGAGUUACACUGCCGCCUGAUUGACACAACUCAAAUCAAUGCCCGUGACUGGUCCAGAAAACUUACUCAGAGGAUAAAAUCGAACACCAGCAAGAAACGGAAAGUCUCCCUGCUCUUUGACCAUCUGGAACCAGAAGAGCUGUCAGAGCAUCUCACCUACCUUGAGUUCAAGUCCUUCCGGAGGAUAUCCUUCUCCGAUUAUCAGAAUUACUUGGUGAACAGCUGCGUGAAGGAGAACCCCACCAUGGAGCGGUCCAUUGCCCUGUGCAACGGCAUCUCCCAGUGGGUGCAGCUGAUGGUGCUCAGCCGCCCCACCCCACAGCUCCGAGCUGAAGUCUUCAUCAAGUUUAUCCAGGUGGCUCAGAAGCUCCACCAACUACAGAACUUCAAUACACUGAUGGCUGUGAUAGGUGGGCUAUGUCACAGCUCAAUCUCCAGGCUCAAAGAGACAAGUUCGCACGUCCCACCUGAAAUCAAUAAGGUCCUGGGUGAGAUGACUGAGCUGCUGUCCUCCUGCAGAAACUAUGACAACUACCGGCGAGCUUAUGGGGAGUGCACCCACUUUAAGAUCCCCAUCCUGGGGGUGCACCUCAAGGACCUCAUCUCCCUAUACGAAGCCAUGCCCGACUAUCUGGAGGAUGGGAAGGUGAACGUCCACAAGCUGCUGGCCCUUUACAAUCAUAUCAACGAACUGGUCCAGCUGCAAGAGGUAGCCCCACCCUUGGAAGCCAACAAGGACUUGGUGCACCUGCUGACGUUAUCUUUAGAUCUCUACUACACUGAGGAUGAAAUCUAUGAGCUUUCCUAUGCCCGGGAACCAAGGAACCACAAAGCCCCACCACUAACACCUUCAAAGCCACCAGUAGUAGUGGACUGGGCCUCUGGAAUAUCUCCCAAACCUGACCCAAAGACUAUAAGCAAACAUGUCCAGAGGAUGGUGGAUUCUGUCUUCAAGAACUAUGAUCAUGACCAAGAUGGAUACAUUUCUCAGGAAGAGUUUGAAAAGAUUGCUGCAAGUUUUCCAUUUUCUUUCUGUGUGAUGGACAAAGACAGGGAAGGCCUUAUCAGCAGGGACGAGAUCACAGCCUACUUCAUGAGGGCCAGCUCAAUCUACUCUAAGCUCGGCCUGGGCUUUCCUCACAACUUUCAAGAGACAACCUACCUGAAGCCCACUUUCUGUGACAACUGUGCUGGAUUUCUCUGGGGAGUGAUCAAACAAGGAUAUCGAUGUAAAGACUGUGGGAUGAACUGCCACAAACAAUGCAAAGAUCUGGUUGUGUUUGAGUGCAAGAAGCGAGCCAAGAACUCAGCAGCUCCCACAGAGAACAGCACCUCUGUGGGGCCAACUCCUAACCUUUGCUCACUGGGAGCCAAAGAUCUGCUCCACGCACCUGAGGAAGGAUCUUUUACGUUCCCUAACGAGGAGGCUGUAGAACAAAGUGAGGAAAGUAAGGAUCGGACCAUCAUGCUCAUGGGCGUAUCCUCACAGAAGAUUUCUGUUCGGCUGAAGAGGACUGUCGCCCACAAGGCCACCCAGACCGAAUUACUGUCUUGGAUUGGCAGUGAGGGCCCUUCUGGUCCUUUCACAUUGUAUUCCCCAAGGAAGACAGCCCAGGACACUCUGUAUGUGCUUCCCAGUCCCACAUCUCCAUGCCCCAGCCCAAUAUUGGUCAGAAAGCGGGCUUUUGUCAAGUGGGAGAAUAAAGACUCCCUCAUAAAAUCAAAGGAGGACCUCCGUCACCUCAGACUCCCAACUUACCAAGAGCUGGAAAAGGAAAUAAAUACCCUGAAAGCAGAUAAUGAUGCUCUAAAGACUCAACUGAAACAUGCACAGAAGAAGAUAGAAAGCCUCCAGCUUGCAAAAAGCAAUCAUGUCUUAGCUCAAAUGGAACAGGGUGAAUGUUCUUAGCCCAAACACUCAAGGAGCACAAUCUGUAGAUAAGUGUUAUCAGAGAUCUUUCCUAAACCGAUUAACACAAAGACCCAGGGAACCUUAGACUGACCAGCUUUGAAAAGGGUAUUUUAAAAAAGAAAAUCUCAUUACCAUUUUUUUAAUCUAAAAGAAUCCUACAGUGUGGUACUGUUUUCUCUUCCAGUCAGUUGAAACAAAGGGGAAAAAAACUGAAGAAUGUAAAAGUUUUGCCAUUAAUACCACAGACUUUUCCCCCCUUAAGACUAAUAGCAAAAGCAUGAUUUAAAAAAAAAAAAAAACAUGACUAGUUAGCUUGUCCUAUGUGGCCUGCUUCUUCCUUAGAACUAAAAUCCCUGGAAAAUGAAUUUGGUUCCUUCCCCAGGGUUUUCUGUGAACUGAGAGAUUUACUUUGUUCCAUCCAAAAAUUGCUUAUAAUAUUAAAACACCAAUAUUCCAAAAGUAGAUUCACUUGUUUAUAUUCCAGUAUUCUUUAUGAAUCUGGUUCCCACUUCACUACCUCAUAACUAAUCAGUUAGCCUUUUCCCCAUCCUUCCUCACUACACUCACACACACAUGAUAUCUACCUAGAAGUGAACUUCUAGAGAACACAAAUUUUUGCAGGUGGGCUUAUUAAACAACAUGACAUUAUCUAACUGCAGAUCAACUCAUAGUUUUAGUCUCACAGUCAUAAUAAAGUAGCCAAAUUAAAUACCUGAAAAUAUGGUUAUUACCAUCUCAGACAUGACUGGCUAAAGUAAAUAAUACAAAAAAUGUUUGUCCUCAUAUAAUCUAUAGUGGAUAGAAUUGAGACUUUGUGGCUGUUUUUUUAAAGUCUGUUUAGUUUUACAUGUACCAUCUUUACCCUUUUUUGUGGAAGUAACUGUUUUUGAGCUGAAUUUGUGCUUAUACUAUAUUAAUAUUAUUUAGAAAUAAGCUAAUUGGAUUACGACCUUCAAUAACAGCUGACAAGCAUGUACAUAUGUAUAUAUACAAUAUCAGGCAUGCAUGUGACUUGGAAUUUUGUUUCCUCCAUAAAAUGUGGAAGUGAAUUAAACAACUUUUAGUUAUUUACACAAAUUCACAAAUAUAAAGUUCAGUUUGUUAUAAGAUGAAGAACUUGAUCACAAUGUAAACUGCAGUAUUUGGCAAAAUCACAAGUAAGAGUUCUGUAAGUUAUCUAUUAGUGAAGGUUAAUGAUAAAUGGGCUCAUUUCGUUGUCUGGGCAACUGUUCACAAAUUUGUCAGCCUCUUUAUUUCUCUAAAAAAAAUUCAUAUGGUCAUUUUCUUUUUGAGUGGAACUUACCUUCCAUGCUUGGAAAGCCUGGUACUAAACUGACUUGAAAUUCAUGAGUUGACCAACUGCCAAGAAUAUAAUCUCAAUAAUUAGAAGUUCCAAACCUAAAGCCAACACCACCAAGUCUUAAUCAGAACACAAAGUACAUAUAGACAGGGUAGCUUCCUUAGAGGAUUCAGACCAUUAAGAAGCUUCUUUGAUGAAAGGCCAGCUCCUAUUUGUGUACCUCCUUGUACUGAGCUUUAGGGACAAAGCUAGUGAUUUGCUUUCGAUUAGUGUUUUAAAGAAUCAUUUCACAAAUUUACCCAUUUCUAAAUCCAAACUCAAAAAUCCUACAGCAGAGCUGCUUAGGUCUACCACUUGGUAUAUAAACUUACAGAAGCACUCUGCUACUUACCUUAUAUGGAAUGACAUGAGUUUAUGAUAAUAUUUAAAAUUCAUAUUCUUCACUAUUAUUUUCCUCUGAUAUAGACCAAAGACAGUACAGCUCAGUUUCUUUAAACAGUCAUGUAACACAAAUUUUUUCAUUCUUCUUACCUGCUAUCCAAAAUACAGAUUCCAGGUUAGUUUUGUGCGAAAAAUCUGUAACUUAUUGGAAUUCAAAAGAUCACAGUCCCCUUAGUCAAAUUAACAAGGAUAGAGGGUCUCAAACAUUCCAGAAUUUAUCACUGAAAUGGACAGGAACGAGUAGCUUCAUCACAGGUUUUUACAGUCCAGCAAAGGCCAAGAAGUAUAGUAUGUAAAUUAAUAUUAUUUGUACUGAGCUACAUGGGAUUAGUGGACUAUUCCAGAAAUAACCUGGAACAAAGUUUUCAUUUGCCAAGCCUAGGAUACAAAUUUCUGUGUCUUGUACUGACUUGAAAUAAGUUUGAGCAUAUGUUUAUCUGCCAAAACAAGUACAAUUUUGUUUUGUUAAGAGCAUUGUCACUUCUCAUUUUCUUUGGUAACUUGCCUUUUUACUAUAUGUGAAUUUCUGUCUAAAGAUAUAUUAUGUAAAAGAACUAUAAGGAAAAACAAAAUGUAUAGAAUGUAAAAAUUUUUUAUACCUAAUGUAAAUUUUCUUUGUGUAAUAUUUAUAUGAUAAAAGACAUUAGGACUCCUAUAA
Messenger RNA from Pteropus alecto (black flying fox), 6431 nucleotides. RefSeq names its product RAS guanyl releasing protein 1 (gene RASGRP1). Gene Ontology annotation, cellular component: plasma membrane. Bases 1639 to 4029 code for a protein of 796 amino acids. Gene Ontology annotation, molecular function: guanyl-nucleotide exchange factor activity; calcium ion binding. Lineage: Eukaryota; Metazoa; Chordata; Mammalia; Chiroptera; Pteropodidae. Gene Ontology annotation, biological process: Ras protein signal transduction; positive regulation of GTPase activity. The transcript is spliced from 20 exons. The record is from RefSeq and is a predicted model, not a curated record.